AUGAGUUAAGAAACUCUCAAUGGAAUCAAUGGCAUAUUGUCUGAUGUUUAAAGUUUUGGAUAAGAAAGUUAUAGAUUCAUUAGAAAAUGCACUAAACCAGAUAAAAGAGGUAUCCCUAAUUUUGAAUUUAGAAUAUAUAAAAAUUGCAACAUCAUGUGCUAUUGGAUUUGUAGUAAUGGGAGCUGUUGGAUACUUCAUCAAAUUGGUAUUCAUUCCAAUAAACAAUAUUAUUUUGAGUGCAAAUUGA
Molecule: messenger RNA, 247 nt
Organism: Paramecium primaurelia
Lineage: Eukaryota; Ciliophora; Oligohymenophorea; Peniculida; Parameciidae
Source: the annotation of a GenBank genome assembly